UGAGUCUGAACCAGUUUUCUGAUCUGACCUUCGCUGAAUUUAAAAAAUUGUACCUGUGGAGAGAGCCCCAGAACUGCUCAGCCACGAAGGGGAACUUCCUGCGCAGCUCCGGGCUGUAUCCCGACUCCAUCGACUGGAGGAAGAAGGGAAAUUAUGUGACGCCCGUGAAAAACCAGGGUCCCUGUGGGAGCUGCUGGACCUUUUCCACCACGGGGUGUUUGGAGUCUGCUAUUGCUAUUGCGACAGGAAAGCUCCUCUCUCUGGCGGAACAACAGUUAGUUGAUUGCGCUCAAGCUUUUAACAACCAUGGCUGCAGUGGGGGCCUGCCAAGCCAAGCCUUUGAAUACAUACUGUAUAACAAAGGGCUCAUGGGGGAGGACACCUAUCCGUACCGGGCCGAGAAUGGCACGUGCAAGUUCCAGCCAGAGAAGGCUAUUGCGUUUGUCAAGGAUGUUAUCAAUAUCACACAGUAUGAUGAGGAUGGCAUGGUGGAAGCUGUGGGGAAGCACAACCCGGUGAGCUUUGCCUUUGAGGUGACGGGUAACUUCAUGCACUACAGAAAAGGAGUCUAUUCAAACCCACGAUGUGAGCACACUCCUGACAAGGUGAACCACGCUGUCCUCGCUGUGGGGUAUGGAGAAGAAAAUGGGACUCCUUACUGGAUUGUGAAGAACUCCUGGGGCCCGCGGUGGGGCAUGGAUGGGUACUUCCUUAUUGAACGUGGCAAGAAUAUGUGUGGUCUUGCUGCUUGUGCAUCUUACCCAGUUCCUCAGGUGUAA
Molecule: messenger RNA, 779 nt
Organism: Fulmarus glacialis (Northern fulmar)
Lineage: Eukaryota; Metazoa; Chordata; Aves; Procellariiformes; Procellariidae
Gene: CTSH
Product: cathepsin H
Exons: 9
Biological process (GO): immune response
Cellular component (GO): lysosome
Molecular function (GO): cysteine-type endopeptidase activity
Source: RefSeq, a predicted model, not a curated record